CUUCUGAUGACGUAAAGACGGCCACCUGCGAAGAAAGAGAUCACCGUCGGAUCGGGACCUGACGGUCCAGAUUGGACCGACCCCGCAUGUGAUGGCCUCACCCGAUUUCAGAUCGUCGAGUUGCGAUGCCAAAAGUGGCCGACACGACACGGUGGCCGAAAGCUUGCUCUCCCAUCUCUGUCCUCGACGAAUGCCGAAAUGCCAACCCUGUCCCCGAACAUAUCCCCAUCAUGCAACGGUCAUUAAAGGGUAGCUUGGGAAUUUUACAUUCCAAGUACGUGCCCCGCCUCUGAAACCCAGAAAAGCACAAACGGAAAAAGAAUCGAAAGAAAACAAAACGUUGGGCAGCGGAAGGGAAUCGGCUGCGAGCGUCGAAGCCCCCCCACCCAUCUCUCUUCCUUCUAUAAGACGAGUUCGCCUGGGCUUGGUCGAGCUCGUUGGUUCCCCAUGGCGAUCCAGGAGAAGCUGAUGCAAGCGGUGGUGGAGCACCGGGCCCAGCUGGCCCUCACCGCCGCCCUCGCCGCCGCGGUCGUCUCCCUCCUCAGCGUCGGCCCCAGCUUCUCCGCCGUGGCGGGCUUCUUCUGGCCGCUCCUCGUCUCCACCGCCUUCCUGCUCGUCGCCGUCGCCGUCCUCCUCCGGAUCUCCCCACCCCCGGGCGAGACAUCCGGGGAGGAGCUCAUCGACUACGUCGCCGGCCGGCCGGAGGAUGCCCAGCUGGCGGGGCCUUACGAAGAGACACCUGACGCCGGCAGGGAGGGGGAGGCGGAGGCGGAGGCCGAGCGAGUGAAGCACCAAAAGUCGCAGUGAGAGAGAGAGAGAGAGAGACAUCAAGCUUUCUCGUGAUCCGCCGGAACAGGCUAGCCCGGAGGAGGUUGGCUUGCGUGGAAGGCUAAGAAUGGGAGAGGCAGUGGGACCCGCUAACGAAGAAGCGCAUGAAGAAUAACGUACCCGUGGAAGGAGGUGUGGUUGGGAACACGAGAAUAAAUUGGUGUCAUGUCUAUUAUUGUGUACUCUUUUUUAUGUUCAUGCCCUCAGAUCGCUUGUAAUAUUACAUAAGAGUCUUAUCCUGUCACAUCCCAUCCUAUUAACU
Musa acuminata subsp. malaccensis (wild Malaysian banana) is the source of this 1090-nucleotide messenger RNA. RefSeq lists its product as uncharacterized. Lineage: Eukaryota; Viridiplantae; Streptophyta; Magnoliopsida; Zingiberales; Musaceae. The record is from RefSeq and is a predicted model, not a curated record.